Messenger RNA from Aureobasidium vineae, 477 nucleotides. The record is from the annotation of a GenBank genome assembly. NCBI's taxonomy places the organism in Eukaryota, Fungi, Ascomycota, Dothideomycetes, Dothideales, Saccotheciaceae.
GAAUCCAACAUGGGGCUUCCAAUUGUGUGUGCGGCAUCACUGAGUAAAGAUAUCAUGAAUCGUCUUCUGAUAGAUAGUGACAUCAACGAGGAAGAAACUUGGGAUUUCGUGUUCGUCGACAACAUCAACCACUGUUACGAUCAACCGUCAGCAGUGCCAGUGAAAACUCACAGCAACCCAGAAUCGCCAUUCGUCUCCAAGACACCCUAUGAGUGUAGCCAAUUGCUCUUGAAGCUUCGCGAAGACACCAAGUCCAAUAUCAUUCCUCACUACUUCAUGAUCAUGGACCAGAGAUCACUACAGGAUGAUACUGUAUUGCUUGUGACUGCGGGGAUAGAUGAGCCAGUAUAUACUGUUCGGGCCAGUUUCGGGGCGUCUGCUCAAGCGAUUGUGCUGUAUCCUACGGGGCAUAGGGGUAUCGAAGAGGAUGUUGAAAGUGCCGCACAAGAAGAAGAUGAAGUUUAUCACGGGCGGUAA